Molecule: messenger RNA, 6683 nt
Organism: Penaeus chinensis
Lineage: Eukaryota; Metazoa; Arthropoda; Malacostraca; Decapoda; Penaeidae
Gene: brm
Product: transcription activator BRG1-like
Exons: 23
Coding region: 112-4950 (1612 amino acids)
Biological process (GO): positive regulation of transcription by RNA polymerase II
Cellular component (GO): nucleus
Molecular function (GO): ATP-dependent chromatin remodeler activity; ATP binding; transcription factor binding
Source: RefSeq, a predicted model, not a curated record
AGAUAUGGCAUUUACGCAAGCUAAGCUGUGUUGUUUGUUGCCAUCAGAAAACUCUAGUGAAGGAAAUUUUGUGCUAGAUUCUUGGAUUAUGACUAAUUUGUGAAGCUAAAGAUGUCUGCACCAAGUCCAAACCCAGGGAGUGCGGCCUCCCCCAUGGGUCCUCCGCAGCAGGCUCUGUCACCCAUGCCUCCCCCCCAGGCCACUUCCCCUGCUGUGGGUCCUCCUCAAGCACCCUCACCCAUGGGACCCCCUCAGGCCCCUUCACCCAUGGGACCCCCAGUGAUGUCUCCUGGACCUAGUGCUCCCCCCAACCAGCCAGGCCCUCCAGGGGCACCCAACGCAUCAAUGCCUCCGCAGGGUCCUAGUCCUCACCACCCUUACCCUCAGGGGCCACAGGGAGCACAGGGGUGGCAGCAGCCACCAGGUCCCUACCCAAACAGUUAUCAGCCACAGCCACAGCAGCAGCAAGGACCUCCCAUGGGUCCUGGCUCACACCAUCCUCCACAGGGUCCACCUAGUGGCCCUCCAACAUCAGGUUUGCCCCCACCAAACUCAGGGGGCCCUAAUGGACCAAGUCCCAGUGGGGGGAGCUUCCAGCAGGAAAACUUGAAUGCUCUCCAGAAGGCCAUCAACACUAUGGAGGACAAGGGACUUCAGAAUGACCCCAGAUACACAGACCUGGUCAACAUGCGUGCUAAGUAUGGAAACAUGGGUCCACCUCCACCUGGUAGCUCUAGCAAUGUCAAUUCUGGUGCACCCACAGGACCACCAAGUGGACCGACUUAUGGGCCUCCUGGUGUUGUGGGGGCUGAGGGGCAAAGGCCAGGACUCCUAAACCCACCUCAGAUGCACCAGCUCCGAGCACAGAUCAUGGCUUAUCGUUUCAUUGCACGAAAUCAGCCAGUCCCCACUCAUAUUACUUCCAUGAUUCAUGGGCGUCGUCCAGACCAGGACCCCACUCGGCCUCCAGGGCCUCCUGGACCCCCUGGUCCACCUGUAACUCCAUCUGGCCCACCAUCUGGACCACCAAGUGGUCCUCCAGCAGGUCCCCCAUCAGCUCCAACAUCAGGACCACCAGUGUCCUCAGGACCACCUGUCCCCACAGGUCCUCCAGGACCCCAAGGCCCACCAGGACUCCCUCAUAGCAUGCAGUACCCAAGACAUGCAGCACCAGGACCAAUGCCAUCAGUACGGCCACCAUACAACGGCACAGAUCCCUCCCAGACCCCUCCACCUCCUCCAAGUGUAAUGACAAGCCAGCCAGGACCUGGGCCUAUGCCAGGAACAACACCAAGGCCUCAGGGUCCACAGCCUGCUCCAGGCGCUACACCAGUCCCUGUUGUUCCUGGAAAGACUAGUCGUGUCACACCAGUUACAAAGCCUAGUGGUAUUGACCCACUGGUGCUGUUGCAGGAGAGAGAAAAUAGGUUGUCUGCGCGUGUAGCACACCGUAUUGAUGAACUUAGUGGUCUCCCGGCAACAAUGGCAGAGGACUUGAAAAUGAAAGCACAGAUAGAACUUCGUGCCCUAAGGCUCCUGAACUUCCAAAGACAGUUGCGUGCUGAGGUGGUAGGUUGCAACAGGAAGGAUACAACAUUGGAAACCGCUAUCAAUAUCAAGGCAUAUAAGAGAACCAAGCGACAAGGCCUACGGGAGGCCCGCAUCACAGAGAAGUUGGAAAAGCAACAGAAGCUGGAGGCUGAACGCAAGAAGAGGCAGAAACACCAGGAGUACCUCAAUGCUGUGUUGCAACAUGGCAGGGAGCUCAAGGAAUUCCACCGCCAGAACAACCAGAAGAUUGGCAAGCUGAACAAGGCUUUGAUGAUGCACCACAUGAAUGCUGAGAGGGAAAAGCAGAAGGAACAGGAGCGUAUAGAGAAAGAACGUCUGCGCCGCCUCAUGCUGGAGGAUGAAGAAGGUUACCGUAAGCUCAUUGACGAAAAGAAGGAUAAGCGUCUUGCCUACCUCCUCACGCAGACCGAUGAGUUCAUAGCCAACCUGACCGAGAUGGUCAAGGCUCACAAGGAAGAUCAGCGUCUCAAGCACAAAGAGGAGAGAAAGAAAGCACGCGAAGAGAGGCGGCGAGCAAGAGAGGUGUCUGGUACUGAAGGGGAAGAUCCUCAACAGACACGUAUCCCUGUUAUUGAGACUGCCACAGGAGCAAUAAUGAGUGGGAUGCAAGCACCAACAGCAGCAACCCUAGAGGUGUUCUUGGCCUCCAACCCUGGCUGGGAGGUGCUGCCUGAAGAGGACACAGAGUCAUCUGAUGAAGAGGAGGAGAAGCAGGUCAAAGAAGCAGAGAAGAAGGAAGAGAAGGAGAAGGAAAAGGCGAAGGCACCUGAAGAGGAAACUAAGCCAGAUGUCAAGAAAGUGGAGGAUGAUGAAUACAGGGAUGUCACAGGAGAAAAGAACUACUAUUCCAUUGCACAUACCAUCAAGGAAACAGUCACAGAGCAAGCCACUAUCAUGGUCAAUGGCAAGCUCAAGGAAUAUCAAAUCAAGGGUCUGGAGUGGCUAGUAUCCUUGUACAACAAUAACCUGAAUGGUAUUCUGGCUGACGAAAUGGGUCUAGGUAAGACCAUUCAGACCAUUGGCCUUAUCACGUACCUGAUUGAAACCAAGAAAAAUAAUGGGCCAUACCUUAUUAUUGUCCCUCUCUCCACCAUCUCCAAUUGGGCCCUUGAGUUUGACAAGUGGGCCCCAACUGUACAGGUGGUUGUGUACAAAGGCUCACCCCAAGUGCGCCGCAUUGUCCAAAGUCAGAUGAGAGCCACAAAGCUGAAUGUCCUGCUCACUACUUAUGAGUACAUUAUCAAGGAUAAGGCUGUGCUCUCCAAACUCCGCUGGAAAUAUAUGAUUAUUGAUGAAGGUCACAGAAUGAAGAACCAUCAUUGUAAACUGACACAGACACUCAACACAUUCUACAAUGCACCACACCGUCUGCUGCUCACCGGAACACCUCUUCAAAACAAGCUGCCAGAAUUGUGGGCUCUUCUCAACUUCCUCCUGCCAUCUAUCUUCAAGUCUUGCUCCACCUUCGAGCAGUGGUUUAAUGCCCCCUUUGCUACGACUGGUGAGAAGGUGGAACUGAAUGAAGAGGAAACCAUUUUGAUUAUUCGUCGUUUGCACAAGGUCCUCAGACCAUUCUUGCUGAGAAGAUUAAAGAAGGAGGUAGAAGCACAGCUUCCUGACAAGGUUGAAUACAUUAUCAAAUGCGAGAUGUCUGGGCUACAACACGUUCUGUAUAGACACAUGCAGUCAAAGGGUGUCUUGUUGUGCGCAGAGGAUAAGAAGGGUCAUAAGAGCAACACCAAGGCACUCAUGAACACUAUCAUGCAGCUGCGUAAAUUGUGCAACCAUCCCUUCAUGUUCCAGCACAUUGAGGAAGCAUAUUGCAAUCAUAUUGGUUUUGCUGGUGGCAUUGUACAGGGACCUGACCUGUACCGAGCAUCUGGCAAGUUUGAACUCCUUGACCGUAUUUUACCUAAGCUGAAGAAUACCGAUCAUCGUGUACUCCUCUUCUGUCAGAUGACACAGCUCAUGACAAUCAUGGAGGACUACCUCAUGUUCAAGGGAUUCAAGUACCUGAGACUCGAUGGCAUGACGAAGUCAGAAGAUCGAGGAGAGCUUUUGAGACUAUUUAACGAGUCUCGGGAGUUCUUCCUUUUCUUGCUCUCCACUCGAGCUGGUGGCCUAGGUCUCAACCUUCAGUCUGCUGACACUGUAAUCAUUUUCGAUUCUGAUUGGAAUCCUCACCAGGAUCUCCAGGCCCAGGAUCGAGCCCAUCGCAUUGGCCAAAAGAAUGAGGUGCGAGUUUUGAGACUGAUGACUGUAAACACUGUGGAAGAGCGUAUCUUGGCUGCUGCCCGCUACAAACUCAACAUGGACGAGAAGGUCAUCCAGGCUGGUAUGUUCGAUCAGAAGUCUACUGGAUCAGACCGUCGGCAGUUCCUGCAAGCCAUACUCUCCAAUGACACCAUAGAGGAAGAGGAAGAAGAUGAAGCCCCAGAUGAUGAGACAGUGAACCAGAUGAUUGCUCGUGGUGAAGAGGAGUUUGAAAUCUUCCAAAAGCUGGAUACUGAAAGGAGAAUGGCAGAAGACAAGCCUCGCCUCAUGGCUGAAGAUGAACUGCCAGAAUGGAUGUUGAAGGAGGAAGAUACGGAAGAAGAGGAAGAAGAAGAACAAGAGGAGCUGGGAGACCGUCGAGCCCGAACCAAGAAGGAGGUGGAUUAUUCAGACAGCCUGACAGAGAAGGAGUGGUUGCGAGCUAUUGGGGCAAUGGAGAAUGAUGAUGAAGAGGAGGCCAAUGGCAGCAAGAGCAAGCGUGGUUCCAAGGGCAAGCGAAGGAGGAUCGAUGACGAUGAUGAUGACCCUAAGCCCAAGAAACGAGGUCGACCGGCGAGGGAGAAACCAGGUCCCAAGAACAAACGCCUGAUCAAGCAGCUCAAGCGUCUGAUGGACAUAGUCAUCAAAUAUGAGGACAGUGAUGGAAGGGUGCUGAGUGAGCCCUUCAUGAAGCUGCCUUCACGUCGGGAGCUUCCAGACUACUAUGAGGUGAUCAAGAGGCCCAUGGAUAUUCGCAAGAUACUCAACAAGAUAGAGGAAGGAAGGUAUGAAGACUUGAAUGACGUAGAGGGCGAUUUCAUGCUUCUGUGCCGCAAUGCUCAGGAAUAUAACGAAGAAGCAUCAAUCAUUUAUGAAGACUCCAUAGUCAUGCAGAGUGUGUUCCUCAAUGCCCGUGAACGCAUUGAGACAGAGGCUGAUAACCUCCCAGAGGAAGAAGAUGAUGACGAUGAUGAGGAAGAGGAGGAGGAAGUAAGGCCCAAGAAGGGAAAGAAAAGCAAAGGAGACAAGGGGAGAGGACGAAAGAAAAGAGUGAAAUAUGCCGAUGAUUCAGAUGAUGAUGAUGAUGAUGAUGACGAUGACGUGAGUAAGAAGGAAGUAGAGUGAGAGUUAUCAUAAAGACAUGAAGAUGACACCAAGUUUGAUUAAUUAAAUGAUUGAUUUCUUAUGAUGGUAUAAUGCUUUUCGGAGAGCCGUGCCAUUUCCAGUGGGGAAAAAAACUGAGUAGUAAAGAUGUUGGUUUGGCUCAGCAGUUUUAAGCUGUCUUCUUAUUUUAAGGUUAAAAAGAAAAGAAGGAAGAGGUCUCUUAAUGUAAGCUUUGUGACAGAACUAGUUUUGUUUUUGUUUUUAUUAUUAUUACUUUAUUGAAAAUUACUGUAGCCAAAUUCUGAAAAUUGAUCUCAAAUUUCUGUGAGUAACUGGCCCUUUAUUUUUGUUUUAUGCAUCAAAGCUCACUUUGUAUGUUACAUCUGAGGACACAGUUUUAUUUUAUUUUAAAUUUAUUUUCUCCUUGAGUAACAUUUGUUUUUGAACUUGAGUCUUGGCUAAUGAAUUGUUUUUCAUUUUUUCUGUGUAUUUUUUCCAGUGAAGUGAUCAAGUGUCAUCAGGUUGCAGAUGCAAGAAAGGAGUAUGAGAAAAAAAGAUUCGGGGGAAGAUCUCUUUUAUGGGUGAAAUUGUUCAAAUUUGCCAUCACUUGAAGUAGACCAGUUGUAUGAAGAUUUAUGUUCGAGAGAAAUGCAUUUAUCAGUUCAAUUUGGAAUGCAACUUGCAACCAUCAUGGUUGCCUGUGUAGAAUAUGAUUUUUUUUUCUAAGGAAAUACACCUUCAAAUAUUUUUUUAAGGCAUUGGGACUUGCCAGUGGCAUUAAAAAAUAAAUGUAAUAAUAACAGAUUUCUGUUAAUUCAUGUAGCAAAGGUAUAGGUUAGAGACAUCUAUUGCUUCUAAAGAUAGUGUCAGGAAAGUCAGGUGCAGAAAUGCUUUCAUGAUGACUAGUAAAGUUUCUGUAUAUUUCAUGCUGUCACAGUAGACAGUCAGGGAUAAUAAAUAAUUUUACUGGUGUUUUUAUGUUUAAAUUAAUUAGAUUUGAAUAAGAGAAGGUAGAAAAGGGUGAAUAAAAAGUGUAAGAACCUGAUUCAAACAAAGCAGUUGUUCAUCUGCCAUUUUAUUUUUGUAUUAUUAAUUUUAGAUACGUUUUUAAUUCUAUUUAUGUAGUGAAAAAUUGAAAAAGUUUAUUGAAAGCAGAUGUAAAAUCUAAUAAAUAAGAGCACAAAUUUAUCCUCUGAUUGACAGGAAAAAUAAGUAAAGAAUGAAUUUUACAACACAAUACCAGCAUUUUAUGUGAAAUCAUUCCAGUUUAAAGACAUUGCAUAAAAACUAAUUGUAUGCAGUGAUGUUAUGUAAUCAUUGGAAGAGGCAACUAGUUUAGUUGAUAAUAAAUGUGGAUGCAAGCUGAACUUAUCAGAAAGAAUGGUGAAUGAGACUACCUCCAAUACAGGUUUGGGUCAUUGGGAAAGGACUAGAUUUAUGGAGAUUUUCAGAAUGAAUGUAUGGUUGUUAUUUAUUUACUAUAUUUUUUUUUCUUUUUUUAUAUAUAUAUAGGGAGAGUAAGCAUCCAUCUGUAACUGUCAUAGUUUGCAAAAAUUGUAUAAAAGUUUGGGUUUAAUUUAACUUUGCAACUGCUGAAAAAGCAAAGAAUCUCUGAAUUAUUUAAGCUUCCAUACUUUCAUUCCAUGUUCUGUCUGUAGAAUCUUGAGAUGAAUGUGUUUAAGCAUAAAGUAUUGUAAUACUUUUGUUUAUUAGCAAAUUAGUCAACAUGUCAUGAAAUAAAACAUCAAAAAGAU